This is a messenger RNA of Grosmannia clavigera kw1407, 1818 nucleotides long. RefSeq names its product ABC transporter. The coding region runs from base 1 to 1818 and encodes 605 amino acids. Gene Ontology annotation, molecular function: ATP binding; ABC-type transporter activity; ATP hydrolysis activity. The transcript has 3 exons. NCBI's taxonomy places the organism in Eukaryota, Fungi, Ascomycota, Sordariomycetes, Ophiostomatales, Ophiostomataceae. Gene Ontology annotation, cellular component: membrane. The record is from RefSeq and is a predicted model, not a curated record.
AUGGACACGUUCAGUUGGAACAAAAUAAAUGUCUCGGUCAAGGACCGCACGACCAAGACACCCCUCUCCCUCCUCUCUAAUGUGGCUGGUCUGGUGCGCGCGGGAGAAAUGCUGGCCAUCAUGGGGCCCAGCGGCUCCGGAAAGACGACCCUGCUAAACGCUCUGGCCCACCGAGUGGCUGCCGCUGGCGCUACUACCACGGGCGAGAUAUGCGCAAACGGACAGCAGGUGACGCGCAGCAGUAUUCGCGCCUUGUCGUCGUAUGUCGAGCAGGAGGAUGCCUUGAUUGGAAGCUUGACCGUUCGUGAGACGAUGAUGUUUGCCGCACAGCUCUCACUACCAAGAAAUGUCAGCAGGAAGGAGGCCUUUCACCGGGUGGACGACCUGAUCGCUAGUUUUGGUCUUCAGUUGCAGGCCAAUACCAUUGUAGGCACUCCUUGGAGCAAAGGUCUGAGCGGUGGCCAGAAGAAACGUCUCAGUGUGGCCAGCCGUCUUGUUACCAACCCAAAGAUUAUGUUUCUCGACGAGCCUACAAGCGGCCUCGACUCUGCCCUCAGCCGAGAGGUGUGCAGCUACAUCAAGGCCAUUGGAAAGGCCAAUAACCUCAUCAUCAUUGCCUCUAUCCACCAGCCGUCCUCGACCACAUACCAUCAAUUUGACAAACUCUGCUUGCUAUCCGGUGGCCGAACGUGCUAUUUUGGUGGGACUGCAGAAGCGCCUGCGUAUUUCUCGCGCAUCGGCUAUCCAGUUCCGUUGGACUCUAGCUCUCCAGAGCACUUCCUCGACCUCGUGAACACUGACAUCGACACAACCGGAGAGAUUCGGCGCCGCACAGAUGGCAUCUCACGUGCCUGGAACACGUCCGAUCUCGCUGCCGGUCUGCAGAUGGACGUUGACCACAGGGACAACGACGGUCAGAGUAGCCCUGUUCUCGACAACUACAAGGCAGACGGACCAAGACCGUGGGUGGUGCCGGUUGUGUUGCUGCACCGCUCAUGGAUCAAAUCGUAUCGCGACGUCAUGGCCUACGGAAUUCGCUUGGCCAUGUACCUGGGUCUGGCCAUACUGAUGGGUACCGUCUUCCUACGUCUCCAGCCAGAACAAAAGUACAUUCAGCCUUACACCAAUGCCAUAUUCUUUGGCGGGGCCUUUAUGUCAUUCAUGGCGGUCGCUUACGUUCCGGCCUUUCUUGAGGACCUUGGCACUUUCAAGCAGGAGCGUGCCAACGGUCUUGUCACGCCCUUGUCCUUCUUGGUGCCCAAUUUUCUAAUUGGCUUGCCCUUCCUCUUCUUCUUCGCACUGGUCUUCUCAAUCAUCGUUUACUGGCUUUCCAACUUUACUCCGAGCGGCUCUGCCUUUUUCAGAUGGGUUCUCUGGCUUUUCCUCGACCUGAUUGCUGCCGAGUCGCUGGUGGUUCUCGUAUCGUCUAUUUUCAACGUUUUUGUUCUGGCACUAGCCGUCACGGCUUUUGCCAACGGUCUUUGGAUGUGUGUGGACGGAUUCCUGGUGCCCAUGUCAAUACUGAAUGUGUUUUGGAAAUACGUCUUCCACUAUAUCGACUACCAAGCCUACGUUUUCCAGGGCAUGAUGGUCAAUGAGUUUGAACACCGCGAGUACUGGUGUGCAAAGACAGAUGGCGGCCUGUAUCAGUGCAGCUACUCUAGUGAUCUCAAUAACGUCGGAAAGAUUCGAGGCACCGACGUCCUGAAAGAACUCAGCAUCCACACGGGACAGGAGGGCACUUGGAUUGGUAUCAUGAUUGGAAUCAUUGCGGGCUAUCGGCUGUUGGCCUAUCUAGUCCUGGUGAUGCGCAAGUAA